AUGAAGCCAUUAAGUCAAUUUACGGAAGCGGAAGAACAAGACGUAAGCGUUUGGAUACAGGACUUUGAACAAAUGGUCAACGCAGCUGAUGGUGACUCAAAAACUAAACGAAAAGCUGUCGUUCUAUAUUUAAGUGGUGAUGUCAAGAAGUGGUAUCGACUAGCUAAUGUUGAGAAUGAUGAAUGGUCAGUAUUUCGACCAAAACUAAUUGCAGCCUUUACGUCAACAUCAGAACAGCUAAAAGCAAUGACAAAAUUAAUGAAUCGAGAACAAGAUGUGAAUGAAUUAGCUUUAAGCGCAAAGUUUAAUCCACAGAUGAAUGAAACUGAAAAGCUAUUGCUUUUAUUACAAAUUUAUUCAAUAUAA
Rotaria sp. Silwood1 is the source of this 366-nucleotide messenger RNA. Lineage: Eukaryota; Metazoa; Rotifera; Eurotatoria; Philodinida; Philodinidae. The record is from the annotation of a GenBank genome assembly.